Molecule: messenger RNA, 2097 nt
Organism: Chlorella variabilis
Lineage: Eukaryota; Viridiplantae; Chlorophyta; Trebouxiophyceae; Chlorellales; Chlorellaceae
Exons: 12
Coding region: 1-2097 (698 amino acids)
Biological process (GO): reciprocal meiotic recombination; double-strand break repair via synthesis-dependent strand annealing
Cellular component (GO): nucleus
Molecular function (GO): ATP binding; DNA translocase activity; ATP-dependent chromatin remodeler activity
Source: RefSeq, a predicted model, not a curated record
AUGGCAGGCGGACGGGAGUGGGAGGAGGAAAGCGAGGCUGAGCCUUCCGACGCCUCGGACUUCGAACCCUCGGCUGCAGCCUCCAGCGAGGAUGAGGACGAAGAGAUGGGGCAGGGCGAGGAGGAGGAGGAGGAGGACGGCGGCGCGGCCGGCGACGGCGAGGGCGCCGCCGAGCGCCCCGCCACGCAGGCGGAGCUGGAGGAGCGGCGCCAGCAGAACAUCCGUGCCAUGGUCAGCGGCACGGGGCUGGCCCUGCGGCGCCAGGCCCUCCUGCCCAGGAUGCUCACCGUGCAGCAGGUGGCGGUGGUGCUGCGCCGGCCCUUCAAGUCCCCGCACCCAAACGCGCCCGCGGUCUCCCAGGCUCUCAAGCGCAAGCUGGCUGCACGCAACACCUUUGUGCCCUGGGGCGGCGGCAAGUUUGUGCCCCUCAAGCUGUCCAUGCCGCCCCGGGAGCCGGAGCCGCUGCCAGAGGGGGCGUCGGCGGCAGCAGCGGCAGCGGGAGCGGCGCAGCCAGCGGCGGUGGUGCUGCCGCCGGGCGUGGAUCCGCUUGUGCUGUGGGCGCCGCCGGCAGGGGCAGAAGGGGAGCCUGUGCGGGUUGACGACAUGCUGACCCAGUUCCUGCGCCCCCACCAGCGCGAGGGCGUGCAGUUCAUGUUUGAGUGCGUCACCGGGCUGCGGUCCUUCCAGGGCCAAGGCUGCAUCCUGGCAGAUGACAUGGGCCUGGGCAAGACGCUGCAGGGCAUCAGCCUGCUGUGGACGCUGCUGAGCAGCAGGGGCCACCUGCUGCUGGGCGGCGACCCCGUCGCCAAGCGAGUCAUCAUCUGCUGCCCGACCUCGCUGGUGGGCAACUGGGACAGCGAGUGCCAGAAGUGGCUCAAGGGGCGCGUGCGCACGCUGCCGCUGUGCGAGAGCUCGCGGGACGAGGCGCUCGCCUCCAUCUCCCAGUUCCUGUCGCCGCGCAACCCCUACCAGGUCAUGAUUGUGAGCUACGAGACGUUCCGCAUCCACGCCGAGCGCUUCCAGGCCGAGGGCACCUGCGACCUGCUGAUCUGUGAUGAGGCGCACCGCCUGAAGAACGACGCCACGCUGACCAACCGCGCGCUGGACAGCCUGGCCUGCCGCCGCCGCGUGCUGCUCAGCGGCACCCCGCUGCAGAACCGGCUGGACGAGUUCUACGAUGCGGGGGAGGGCGAGGUGGCGCUGUGCCGGGAGCGGACCACCGAGCUGUCGGCGCUGGUCAACGAGUUCAUCCUGCGCCGCACCAACACGCUGCUGUCGGAGCACCUGCCACCAAAGGCGCGUCUGUGGGGGCGGUGUGUGGUGGAGAUUGUGUGCUGCCGGCUGACGCCGCUGCAGCGCGCCCUGUACUGCCACUUUUUGGAGUCCAAGGCCGCGGCCGCGCUGUUUGCCACACAGAAGGCGGCCCGCGUGCUGUCGGCCAUCACCUCGCUGCGCAAGCUGCUCAACCACCCCAAGCUCAUCUGGGACGCGCUCAACAGGCGCGCCGCGCUUUCCUCCCUGCUGCGCCCUUGGGGCGUGGGCAAGCCUGGGGAGGAGCAGCUGCGGCUGUGGGCCCACCACAGCACCACCGCCACCGUGCCAGACCAGGUGCUGCGCCGCAUCGGCGACGAUCACGUCUCCUUUGUCUUCUCUCUGGAGGUGGACGGCAGGGAGGUGCCGCCAGAGCCGCCGCUGGAGCCGCUGCCACAGCGUGCGCAGCAGCAGGGGCACGCCACGCACGGCGGCCGCCUGCACCGGCAGCCGGUCCCCGGGGCGAUGCCGGCGGCGGCGCGGGCGCCGCCGGCGGCAGCCGCGGCGGCCGCGCUGGCCGCGCGGCAGGCGGAGCAGGCGGCGGCGCCGGCGGCGCCCGUGCCACAGCAGCAGCAGCAGCAGAAGCAGCAGCAGGGGCCAGCCAAGGAGAAUGCGGCAUCCAAUGCCGCCUUGGCGUCAGGUUCCAGGCUGGCGCUGCCCGGCCGCAAGCUGCAUCAGCAUGCGGCGGCCGCGGCCGGCGCCGGCGCCAAGCGGCCGCCAGGGCUGGCGGCGGCGGUGCAGCAUGCGGUGCACACCGUCUCUGACAGCGACGAUGAUUUCAAGUAG